Messenger RNA from Physcomitrium patens, 14215 nucleotides. The record is from RefSeq and is a predicted model, not a curated record. NCBI's taxonomy places the organism in Eukaryota, Viridiplantae, Streptophyta, Bryopsida, Funariales, Funariaceae.
ACAAGUUUGAUUAACCAAAGUACAUGUAAACACCACAAACACAAUUGUGUUCAGGGUUGAUGUUUUCAGCAACUUUUCAUGCCAUUGAGUUGCUGAGAAUAUUUUCCCAACAUGAAAACAUUGAACUUCAUGAAUUAGGGUUAACAUUAACCAACAUUCUUACAAGACACAUUUGGCACAUAUUCAGCUUUGAUAAUGCGUUGCAUGGAGUGAGUCUGUCUGAUGGGUUAUUAUUCAUGAGAUGACGGUAUCAAGGGAGACUCAAGGGCAUCUUCAAUUUGUUCUUACAGCGAAUGAAUCGCUACAUCAGAUUCGCAGCAUGAGAACCUGCAGAUGCAAAGUGACAAGGGAGACAACUCGGUGAGAGUGCGGAGUUGACAGCGGGACUUAGACAUGACCGCGUCGGAGAUGGAACAAUCCACCAGCUUCGUCGAGGUAGCGCCUCCGGGUGCAGCCGACGAGGUUGGCCUCGCGCGACGAGACACAAGGCAACGGAUUGAGGACUUGGAGCUGGUGGCGCAGUCGCCAGAGAUCGCCUGGAUCCGACACCAGAUGGGGCUGAUCCGGAGCGGCUGGGCCUGGAGCACUGCCCACGCCCAGAUCGCUUCCGGCUUCCUACGAAGCCAGACCAGUGGACGGCUUUUCGCGAGACGCGACGAGCACGCGGGGCUGCAGUUGUCCACCACCUUCCCACGCCAAUGGAAUGAGGUUUUGGUGCUGUUGCGAGAUCCUGCAGUGCCCGUCUCGAUGGAGAACAUCGACAAAGCCAUUCAGUGCCAGCUGCUGCACAGCAGUCCCAGCGAGAGCCUGCUGCGCAUCCUGAAGGACAUAUACGUGCCGCUGGUUUUCGAGAACGAGGCAGCGCAAGGAAGUGUGACGAAGGACUUCAGGGAGGACUUCGGCAAGUUCAUGGCCACAUUGACGGAGUCCAUUUAUGAGGCCAAAGGGCAGACUUUGCUGUAUCUUCCUCCGCUGCACUACAGCGGGUCCAUCAAAGAGCAGGCCCAGAACAAGGAGCUCACGCAGCGCCUCGAGCAAGUCAUCAUCCGGUGGACUCGCCAGAUCAAAGAGGUAAUUAGAAGUAAAGGGGAACAUGGUGAAAAUGAAGACAUGGGGCCCCUUGCGGAGAUUGAGUUUUGGCGCCAACGAAGCCAAAACAUGAAUGGCAUUUUUUCUCAAAUCCAACAACCGGAAACGAGGAAGGUGCUGACGGUGCUGGAGAGGUUCCGGUCGUCCUACCUGGCUCCGUUUCUGGAACUGUCUCACAGGAUCGAGGAGGAGGCUGAAAUCGCCGAGGACAACCUCCAGUACCUGGCUGUUCUGGAACAGCCCUGCCAUGUUCUUGCUACCUGCCCCAUCCGCGACAUCCCUCAGUGCUACCCACCCAUCCUGCGCGGAAUCCGCAUGAUCUGGACCCUCAGCUCUUUCUACAGCACCUCCGACAAAAUCACUACCCUCCUCUGCUUGGUCAGCAACGAGAUCAUAAAGCGGUGCUGCGCGGGAAUUCCGCUGCGUGACGUGUUUGACGGGGACGAGGAGAGCAGCCGCGUGGCGCUGAGGGAGAGUAUCCAUGCCAACGUGGCAUGGAAGCACCUCUACUCCACGAUGCUUGACAACGUGGCAACUGUCGGAUUUGCGGGCAGCAGAAAACCUUCACACAGAGACGACGCUGCUGCCCCUGCAGCAAUGAAGGAGAAGAAACGGAGAGUGUUGGACUGGAACAGUAAAAUCAUUUUUGCACCCGUGGAAGCCUUUCUACAACGAUGCCAAGACAUGCUCGAAGUUUGUGAUGCCCAAAGCCAAUUUUCAAGUCGGGUGAGGGUUCCAUCUUUUGCGGGAGCUCAAGGAUUGGAAGUGUCCAAGUCAUUGAUGGAUGCCCAAGCCACAUUCAAAAAACUUGCAAAAGAGUUGCACUCAUUGUCAUACAACUUGUUGGAUGUGAAAGUCACAAGAUGGCACACUGACUACCACAAAUUUAAGGCUGCUGUGGUGGACUUGGAGAUUAUGGUGAAGAAUGUGAUGCUCAUGGCACUCAAGAAUGCAACCUCAUUAUCAGAAAGUAUAGAGCUUUUGGAAGCUUUUAAAUUGAUGGCAUGCCGGAAUUCUAUUAGAGUGUGUGUUGAGAAGAUGACAUCAAUGCAGGUGUUUGCAACUUUCAUGGGAGAGCUAACCACAAUGAAGAGGCAAUUUGAUCUAUUGCGACGGCGGCCAUUAAUGGAGCACACGUUCCCGAGGUUUGCUGGGGGGGCCAUAUGGGCACUGCAUUUCCAACACCGCCUCACAAAGCCCAUGGCCUUGCUCAUGGAUACAACCCCAUACUUGCUGGAGAAUCACUGCAGCCCCGACUUUGGCGCACAAUGCAACCUUCUUGUCACAAGCAUUGAACAAUAUGUUCAAGGGCAAUAUGUGGAAUGGAUGGAGACCUUGGAUUCUAAUCUUGAGAAGCAGGUUCAAGUUGCAUUGCUUGAAUAUGUUGGUGAUGAUGUUGUUCAGCUCUGCUCAGAUGCUCGUGUUUUGGCUCUCUUCAAAGAGGUACAUUAUUGGCAAAUACUAGACUUCAAAAUACCUUGGAUAGCAUCCAAAUUUGUUGAGCAACAUCACGACUAUUUGGUGGUGUUUGGCAAUGUUUUCCAAGUGGCGAGGGAUUACAAUAAGUUGCUGGGGAACAUGGAUCUUGUCAUGAGAGGUUUGAUGAAGGAUUGUGUGAUGCAAAUAAAUGAUGCAUUGCAACCCAGUAUUCAGCAACUCACAUGGAUGAGUCCGAGGGAUGACAUCCACAACUUCCUUCUAAAAGUCCGCAUUAAUUGCUCAGUGAUUGAAGCCUUAAUCCUCCAUGUUGAAUCCUCAAGUGAGAAGGUUAGUGCCAUUUGCCAUGACAUAAGCAUCAGCUCUUUGAUCCUUCUCGAGAAAAAAAGGGUAUACGAGAUAAGUGAGUUUGAAGGCAUCCAAACCAAGUAUCAAACCACCAUGUGCGAAAAAUUCGAAAGGGCCUUUGUCUCUUUGAAAGACAUGGUGGCCACUUCAUAUUCUAAAUGCGCUAGUGACACGGAAGACAUUUAUGUUGCAUGGGACAAAUACUGUGAAAGGGUGGGACUCCUAAUUAUUUACCCUUUGUAUUUCUUUUUGCUUAUAGAAGUGGAAUUGGAGGGUGCAUUACGUGAAGCAACCAUGCGAUCUCUCGCAGAGCUCGCAAAGGUGGUCAGCCCCGAAGCCAAAACUCUCAACCCAUUAUUCAAAACAUUGUCUCUGCUGGAUAAAUCAAGCCACCAUGUGAAAAUUUCCCCAUCCCUACAAGAAUUCAUUGAAAUGGUUCAAAAAGUGGCAAGAGAUCUAAUAAGUGUGACAUCAGUCAUACCCCGACUUCGUGAGAAUCAACCCUCUGUGCUCACCAUGUUUGUUCAAGGAGCAAAAGAUAAGUCAUCUUCCACUAAUUCCUCCAUCUCUAAAACUCUACCAAGCUUCUACGAGGUCAUUGCUCCAGAGCAAGACAACAUCCUGAAUGUUAUAACAUCAAGCAUGCUGAACAUCAAUGAUAGAGUUCAUGCCCUUUUGUCAUCUUGGGAGAAGAAAUUCAAAAGCAUUUGGGAUCAAGAUAAAGAUGCAUUCAUCAGAAGAUAUGAACGUGCUAAAAAACCUCUUUCAUCCUUUGAUUUUGACAUCAUCAAAUACAAAGACUAUAUAGAGGAUGUGCAGGGUGAGGAGACCAUAUCCAAUAUGCGAUACCUGAGAAUUGAAAAUGGGAUUCUAAAACACACAAUAAUUGAGCAUUGUGAAGCAUGGAUAUUUAAAUUUGAGUCAUUACUACAUCAAAUUGCUAAAAAGGAACUCUAUUCCAUCUACUCAUAUUUUGAAAAGAAUAAAGAAGAUUGCAACAGGCCACCAGGUAAUUUAGCCGAAUUAACACAAAUUGCUCAGCUGUGGAAGUCCAUUUGUGAUGAGCGUAGUCAAAUGGAAUUGCGUUUUGAUCCCAUGAAUGAAAAGUUCAGAGUGCUCAGCAAAUUUGAGGUGCCACUCAGUGAUGAGGAGAGGGCUUUACUAGAGAGGCUCCCAAAUGCAUGGGAAGAGUUCAAAGGUAUGCUUGUGGAGGUGGAGUUGAAGCUCGAGAAUGCCAAAAAUAGCUUCUGUGAUACCCUUGAAAACAUGGUUGUUAGCUUUGUAACUGAGGUGGUGGAUGCACGCCAAGCAUUUGUGGAGCACAUGCCCAUGGACAACACAAUGGGAACCAAUGAAGCUUUGCAAUUUGUCACGGAAGAGCGAGCAAAGGUGGAGGCAUUUCAAAAGCGGGCCAUUGAGCUAUGGGGAGGAAUGGCCUUGUUUGGGAUGGAGAAGUUGUCAAACAAGGAGAACAUCCAAACUGCAAAAGAGCUUGACAUUCUAUUGGAGAUGUGGAGUUUGAAAAAAGAAUGGGAGGAUGCUUACAACGGAUGGAAAGGGGAUCUCUUUAGCGAGUUGGAUGUUGGCUCCAUGGAAACCGCUGCCCAGCUCUUCAGCAAACGACUCUUCAAAGUUGCCCGUGAUUGCAAAACAUGGAUGGUGUGGAUAAAACUCAAGGAGACCAUUGACUCCUUCAAACAAACAUUGCCGUUGACGGUUGAUUUACGGAACACGGCAUUGCGGGAGCGGCAUUGGAUGAAGUUGAUUGAUCAUGUUGGCCAGUUUUUUGACCCCAGCUCAAACGACUUCACUCUUGCCAAAGUAGCAGAGUUGCAAUUGGCUGUGCAUGCCGAAUACAUACAUGAUCUUAGCAUUGCAGCAACAAAGGAGUUGGCCAUUGAAGAAGCUCUCACCAAAAUCAAAGAUGCAUGGGGUGUUCAAAAACUUGACAUGUCUAGCGAAAAAGGAGUAAGUAAGAUAUGGAAGUUGAAAGGAACGGAGGAAUUAUUUCUACUUUUGGAGGAGCAUAGAGUUAUAUUAUCGUCCAUGAGGUCAAACCGAUACCACUUACACUUUGCCGUGGAGAUUAUCAAGUGGGAUAAGGACCUUGCAUUGCUUUCCGAGAUGGUUGAAAUGAUAAUCCAAGUUCAAAGAUCAUGGGCAUAUUUAGAGAGUAUUUUUGUUGGAUCAGAAGAUAUUCAAAAGCAACUUCCACAUGAAACAAAAUUGUUUGAAGGCGUAAAUGCAACUUUCAUCAAUGAAAUGCUUCAAACUCAUAACAUAGGAAAUGCUCACAAGGCUCUGUGCAGACCAGGGCUGUUAAAUGUAUUUGCAGGGCUGGACAAAACACUGGAGAAGAUCCAAAAGUCAUUAGAUGACUAUCUUGAGCUCAAGCGCCAACAAUUCCCUCGCUUCUACUUCUUAUCAAAUGACAACCUUCUUGACAUCCUUGGUCUAGCCAAAGACCCCCAAAAUGUCCAAGCUCAUUUAAAGAAGUGCUUUGAGGGGAUAAAGAAGCUGGUGAUGGAGGGGCCAUCACUAGCUGAAGGCCGCAAAGCAUAUCAGACAACAGGCAUCAUCUCCCCCGAUGGAGAGCACCUUCCAUUGAUGGCCCCCAUUGCCCUUGAUGGACGACCUGAAGAGUGGCUAAAUUGGGUCGAGGAGGCCAUGAAGUUGGCAGUGAAGGUGAUACUAUUCCGUUGUUAUGUGGAAAGCAAAUCCCCGAAGAAAGACAAAUGGGUGAAAGACUUCCCAGGCCAAGCUGGAAUCAGUGCUGGGCAAAUGAAGUGGACAAGUGAUACAGAAAAGGCUCUUCAACAGGCAGCUGCUGGCUCAAAAAAUGCAACAAAGAAGUUGUACAAAAAAUGGAUCAGUUACUUAAAUAAACUCACUGCUAUGACUCGUGUCAAAUUGCAUGUGAUUGAUCGCAACAAAGUGACGUCACUCAUCACAAUUGAGGUGCAUGCACGAGAUGUCCUCGAGAAGCUGAUUCGAGUCCAAUGUUCAGCUCCCGAAGAGUUUGAAUGGUCAUCUCAGUUAAGGUUCUACUGGGAAGAUGACACUUGCACAAUCAAACAGGUUCUUUCCAAAUUCAUCUAUGGCUAUGAGUAUCAAGGGAACAAUGGGCGUCUUGUGGUAACUCCUCUCACGGAUCGUUGUUAUAUCACACUUGGUGCUGCUCUCUUCACACGUCGCGGGGGAAAUCCGCUGGGUCCUGCAGGAACAGGGAAAACAGAAACAGUCAAGGACUUUGGCAAAGCACUUGCUAGGUAUGUGAUUGUGUUCAAUUGCUCUGAUGGAGUGGAUUAUAAGAUGACGUCAACCAUGUUCUCAGGGUUGGCGCAAACGGGAGCAUGGGCCUGCCUUGAUGAGUUCAACAGAAUUGAAGUUGAGGUCUUGUCUGUGGUUGCGUCUCAAAUCUUCGCUAUCAUGCAAGCCAUCAAAGCCGAGCUCAACCGGUUUGUAUUUGAUGGCAUAGAGAUGCAAUUGAUCCGGACAUGCGGGAUAUUUGUUACAAUGAAUCCUGGAUACGCGGGGCGUAGUGAGCUCCCAGAGAACCUGAAGGCCAUGCUUCGACCGGUCUCCAUGAUGCUUCCCGAUUUCACCAUGAUUGCAGAGAACAUGCUUUUUAGUGAAGGCUUUGUGACUGCUAAGGUUUUGUCCAAGAAGGUUAUUGCUAUAAUGGAACUUUCUCAAAGACAAUUGUCCAAGCAAGACCACUAUGACUACGGGCUUCGGUCGUUUGUCAUUCCCAUUGCAAGAGCUGCCGGAAGGAUGAAACGAGUGGAACCAGAUUUACCUGAGGAUGUCAUUUUGCAACGGGCCAUGAGAGACCUGAUCAAACCAAAGCUUAUUUUUGCCGACCUCCCAUUGUUCAAUGCAUUACUCUCAGAUUUGUUUCCGGGCGUUGAAUUGGUGCCCAAAGAAGCAGAUGAUCUUAAACGAGCCAUUGAGUUCCAGCUCAGAUCAGCUGGGAUGCAAAUUGUUGCCCCCUACGUCAACAAAAUUAUUCAGACAUAUGAUUGCAUGGUAUACCGGCAUGGAAAUAUGCUUGUGGGCCGAACUGGCUCUGGGAAGACGGUGGGGUGGAAAGCUCUUCAAGGUGCUUGGGGGCAACUGUGUGCAGAGGGACUUGAAGGAUGGGUUAAAGUUUGGGUGUACAUCAUGAACUCAUUGGCAUUGUCCAAUGAUGAAAUUUAUGGGGCUACAAGUAAGCUCACCAAUGAAUGGGUGGAUGGAGUAUUGGCACGCAUUAUGCGGGAUGUCUGUGCUGAUGAAUCUCCUGAUCUGAAGUGGGUCAUGUUUGAUGGACCUGUUGAUACCCUGUGGAUUGAAUCCAUGAACACACUCUUGGAUGACAAUAAGAUCCUCACACUAUUGAAUGGGGAACGUAUCAAUAUGCCGAGCCAAAUUCAAUUAAUGUUUGAGGUGGAAGACUUAUCUCAAGCUUCACCAGCCACUGUGAGCCGUGCAGGCAUGAUAUUUCUCUCCUUGGAAGAUCUUGGGUGGUGGCCAUAUGCGGAGUCGUGGAUUGAGCGGCGGACUGCGGAUGGAGCUCAUCCUGUGGUAUUGGAUCAAAUCCGGAAAUUGCUUGUACAAUACAUGGAUGCGGCAACAGAGGUUCGUUACACAUGUGUGGAGACAAUCUCGAUUGAGGUCCUCAACAGCCUCAUGACACUCUCCAAGCUCUUUGAUCUAUUGGCCGUCCGUGAAAAUGGAGUGCAUCCAAGUGAAGGGGAGCACUUUGUUCCCACCAUCCAGUCCUGGUUUUUGUUUUGCCUCAUUUGGUCGGUUGGGGCAAGUGUGGACGAGCCUGGGCGCAACACCUUCGAUGUUUGGUUGCGGGACCAAGAUCCAAGGUUUCCUGCAUCAGGGCUAGUGUAUGAUUUCUAUUUUGAUGUCAAGAAACAUACAUUCACACCAUGGGAGGAAAAGCUUGGGGGAAUCUAUAGAAUCCCCGGGGGUGCCCCUUUCUUCAAGAUCCAAGUGCCCACUGUUGACACUGUGCGGUUCAAGUUUGUAGUGGGAAACUUGAUACUUGCAAAGCGGCACACAUUAGUCGUGGGCAAUGUAGGAGUGGGCAAGACGCUUAUCAUUGGAACAGUUCUCAGUACCCUUCCUGAAGGCCUCAGCUCCUUCACCAUGAACUUCUCUGCACAAACUUCAUCCAAUAGUUGUCAGGAAGGUAUUGAAGGACGACUUGAGAAGCGUACAAAAGGAGUGUUUGCUCCCCCUGGAGGAAAAUUUCUCAUUUGCUUCCUUGACGAUGUCAACAUGCCCAAAAAAAGUGCCUUCGGAUUCAUGCCACCAUUGGAGCUUUUAAAGUUGUGGAUGGACAAUGGAUUUUGGUAUGAUCGGACAAAGCAGGAAGUGAAGAAAAUAUUGAACAUGCAGCUGCUUUGUGCCAUGGCCCCUCCUGGUGGUGGCCGGAAUCGUAUUUCCCAACGGAUCCAAGCUUGUUUCUCUCUGUCGAACAUCACAGCUCCAAGUGAUAAGCAAAUGAAGAGAAUAUUUGGAGCCAUUUUAAAUGCCAAGCUGGCAGAUUUUGAAGAUGAAGUGCGUCUUUUGGGGGACUCGGUGAUGCAUGUGUGUAUUGGAGUUUACAAAGAGAUUGUGACCAUGCUCUUGCCCACCCCAAGCAAAAGCCACUAUGUGUUCAACAUGCGUGACCUUGCAAAGGUAAUACAAGGAAUAUUGGUGGGCCACAAAGACACUUACCACACCAAACCAAGUUUCCUCAAACUAUUCAUCCAUGAAUGUUUGCGCGUCUACGGGGAUCGGAUGUGUGACGUGCAAGAUCGAACAUGGAUCAAGGACAUGUUGAAUUCGAAAUUGAAGGACUUCUUCAACACCGACUGGAAAACCAUCUUCGGCGGCGACAACGUGAUGCCGCUGAUCAGCAGCUGCAUGAUGCCGCCUAUCGACGACGCGCGCUACGAAUCCAUCGACAGUUAUAAAGAGCUUCGAGAAUCGCUGGAGGAGAAUCUCCGGGAGCUUCUGACGCAGCCGGGGACGUUCGGCAUGAACCUGGUUAUGUUCAAGGACGCAAUGGAUCAUAUUUGCAGGAUUCACCGCGUGUUGAUGCAGCCCCGCGGGAAUAUGCUUCUAGUUGGAGUCGGGGGUAGUGGACGCAAAAGCUUGACCAAGUUGGCGGCCUUCAUUGCCGAUAUGAAGCCUUUUCAAGUGAAGACCACGCGCACAUAUUUCAGUCAACAGUUCCACGAUGAUUUGAAGCUUCUCUUCUUGGCAGCUGGGAUCGGCGAAAACAAGCAACAAGUGGUGUUUCUGUUCGAUGACACCCAAGUCAUGGAAGAAACUUUCUUGGAGGACAUCAACAACAUUCUGAGCACAGGAGAAGUGCCGAAUCUGUUCAACAAAGAUGACUUGGCGCAAGUGUUCGACGGGAUCCGCCCCACAGCGAAGAACGCCGGCGUUAUACAGACGGAGGACGCGCUGUGGUCUUUCUUCGUGGAGCGAGUGCGCAACAACCUGCACGUCGUGCUGUGCCUGAGCCCCGUCUCCGACCUCUUCAGCCGCAGGCUGCUCAUGUUCCCCGGCCUCGUAAACUGCUCCACCAUUGACUGGUUUUUGGAUUGGCCCGAAGAUGCAUUGCAUGAAGUGUCCAUAAAAUUGUUGGAGAAUGAGGAGAAUGUUACCGGAGUGACACGGACCAACGUGUGCAAAUUGUUUGUCAUUAUCCACAAAUCGGUUGUUGACAUGUCCGCAAAAAUGUAUGCGGAAGUGAAGCGCAAGAAUUAUAUCACACCAACUAGUUAUCUGGAGUUUGCUACAGGGUACCAAACCCUUCUCAUGGAAAAGAAGAAGCAACUUCAAACCCAAGCUCAAAAGCUUCGUGGGGGAUUGUCCACAUUGAAUGCCACACGAGAACAAGUAGCGGAAAUGCAAGUAAUUUGUCAAGACAAGGCAGUUGUGGUGGCAAAAGCUAAAAAAGAAUGCGAGGAGGUGCUUCUGGAAAUUAUUUCGGAGAAGCGCACUGUGGAUGAACAAGAAUUGAAGGUAAAUGCUGAAGCCGCUCAAAUAGAGAAAGAAGCCAAGGCUUGUAACAUCAUAGCAGCAGAAUGUCAAGUGGAGUUAGACAAGGCAAUGCCAGCACUCAUGGCCGCAGAAGCCGCCUUAAAUGUGCUCACAAAGAAGGACAUGUCAGAAGUGAAGGCAUAUGCAAAGCCUCCAGCUCUUGUUGAGAUGACCUUGAAUGCCGUCAUGACUGUCCUCAAGAGAACCCCAACUUGGGCCGAAGCCAAGCUGGCUCUCGGCGACUCUCAAUUCCUCGACAAACUCAUGAACUACAACAAAGAUCUCCUUAAUGAUGUUGUAUUGGCAAAGAUUGGAAAGUUCACAAAGAAAGCUGAAUUCAAUGCAGAUGUGAUUGGGAAAGUAUCUGGAGCUUGUAAAGGCCUUUGUUUGUGGGUUGGUGCCAUGGAAUCCUAUGGCUACAUUGCAAAAGAUGUUACCCCAAAGAAACUAAGAUUGAAAGCUGCCCAAGACAACCUUGCAAAGCAAGAGGCAUCUCUUGCUCGAGCAAGAGCUCAACUUGAAGACUUGAUGGCCAAAGUGCAACUUCUUAAAGACAAAUACGAUGCUUCCAUGGCUGCCAAGGCAUCCCUUGAGGCUGAACUUGAUGAUCUCAAUAUCAAGCUGUUCCGUGCGGAAAAGCUCGUACUAGGGUUGGCAGGGGAGCGAGACCGAUGGGAAACAUCCAUUGUAAACUUGGAGGAGGGAACAAAAAACCUUCCUGGGGAUUGCUUGGUGGCUGCCGCAUUCCUCUCGUAUGCAGGACCCUUUGCCACCCAAUACCGUGAAGUGAUGGUUAACCAUGUUUGGAUGGCUGAGGUUCUUGCACUUGAGAUACCAUUCACGCAUGGAUUUACCUUUGUGGACUUUCUUUCGGAUGCUGGAGACGUCCGAGAUUGGAACCUGCAGGGUCUCCCAGCUGAUGCUUUUUCUACAGAAAAUGGAGUGAUUGUAACUCGCAGUAAUAGAUGGUCUCUUAUGAUUGAUCCUCAGGAGCAAGCCAAGAAAUGGAUUAAAAACAUGGAAGCAGACAAAGGGUUAAAAAUUGUGGAUCUCCAGAUGGACAACAUGAUGCUUAUUAUUGAAGAUGCUGUUCAAACUGGGCAUCCGGUUUUGCUUCAAGAUGUGAUGGAAGAGAUUGAUCCAUCGCUUGAACCCAUUCUUAUCAAAGCUUUCACUAUGCGCUCUGGAAAGGUGUACUUAAACAUGGGCGACAAAGAGUUGGACUGGAACGACAACUUUCGGCUCUACAUGACAACAAAGCUCGGGAACCCACAUUUUGCACCAGAGAUUGCUACCAAGACAACGAUCAUCAACUUCUCGGUGAAGGAAGACAGCCUUGAGAAGCAGCUGCUAACUGUGGUGGUGCAAAAGGAGCGGCCGGACCUUGACAAGCAGCGCAACGAGCUCAUUGUCACCAUCUCCAAAGGGAAGAAGACACAAGCUGCUUGUGAGGACAACAUUCUCCGUCUUUUGAGCACCGUGGAAGGGCCUAUUCUUGACAACCUUGAACUCAUUGCCACUUUGGACACAUCCAAGGUUACAUGGGAAAAAGUGAAAGAAUCUCUUGAAGUAGCGGAAGUGACAUCGAAGAUGAUUGAGGUUGCAAGCUCUGCAUACAAACCAUGUGCGGAGAGGGCAUCCCUAUUGUACUUCAUCCUUGUAGAGUUGAUCGCUAUUGACCCCAUGUAUCAAUUCUCCUUGGAAUCCUAUGUGGAGAUCUUCCUCACUUCCAUUGCCAAAUCAGCCAAGUCUGCCAAAAUUGCGGAACGUAUUAAAAACUUAAUUGAGUAUCACACAUAUGCUGUGUACAAGUACACAACACGAGGACUUUUUGAAAAGCAUAAGCUAAUACUCUCACUACAAAUUCUGUCCAAAAUAUUGUUAACAUCAGGGGAGAUAGUUCAUGAGGAGUGGGCGUUUUUCCUAAGGGGGGCGACAGUAUUGGACCGCACUAAGCAGCCUCCAAAUCCAGCCCCUGAGUGGAUUUCGGAAGAAGCCUGGGACAAUGUCACAGGGCUCGCAGCCCUCUCCACCUUUGAGAACAUUGUGGCAAGUAUGACUGUGGACCAUAAGCUGUGGGGGGAAUGGUUCAAAUAUGGGGCACCGGAGGAGCAGGAGCUGCCGGGAGAGUGGGAGGAGAAAUGCACCGAACUCCAUCGUAUGAUCCUCUUGCGCUGCUACCGUCAGGACCGGAUUGUGUUUGCAUCCAUGACAUUUGUGUCAAAUGCACUCGGCCAACGAUUUGUAGAGCCACCCAUGUUGGACUUAGGGGAGUCUUUAAAGGACUCAGCACCACAUACGCCUCUCUUGUUCAUUCUCUCUCCAGGAGUUGAUCCAACAUCAAGUUUGAGACAAUUUGCAACACAAAACAACAUGUUAGACCGAUUUCAUACUAUAGCCCUGGGACAAGGCCAAGGCCCAAUUGCCAUCAAGCAUAUUGAAGAGGCUGCCAAAAAAGGAGGGUGGGUGUUUUUGGCAAAUUGUCAGCUUAUGACUCGCUGGCUUCCAAAGCUAGAAAAAAUUAUUCAAGCAUUAGAAAAGAGUAAUCCCAACCCCGAGUUCAGGCUUUGGCUCUCCAGUGUCCCCAAUGACAAAUUCCCCAUUGGCAUCCUACAGCGCAGUGUAAAAAUGACCACAGAGCCUCCCAAGGGAUUGCGUGCCAACAUUAUGAGGUUGUAUGCAGCAACUACUGAAGAGAGCUUCUACGCAUGUAGAGCGCAGGACAAGUACCAGAAGCUCCACUUUGCGUUGGCCUAUUUCCAUAGCGUGCUCCUCGAGAGGCGCAAGUUUGGCACGCUGGGUCUCAACAUACCCUACGAUUUCAACGAUACAGACUUUGAGGUGUCAAACGACCUGUUGACGACCUAUCUGGACGAGUACGAGGAAACGCCGUUCGACGCUUUAAAGUUCCUCAUCUCGGAAGCAAACUAUGGAGGGCGAGUGACGGAUGAAAUCGACCGACGGGUUUUGGCAGCGUACCUCAACCAGUUUUACUGUCCAUCCGUCCUGUCCUCAUCCAAUUUCGAACUCUCCUCUCUGUCGGUCUAUCACGUGCCCGAUGACGGCACCUUGCAAACCCACCGGGAAUUCAUCAAGACCCUGCCCGGUACAGACCGGCCCGAGGCAUUCGGGCAGCAUGCCAAUGCCGACAUCGCGUUUCAGCUCUCCGACAGCCGAUCGCUCCUCUGCACCAUCGCGAGCCUGCAAGGCGGCGGUGGCGGCGGUGGGGGUGGCUCUGGUAGCGCAGAAGACCUCGUUCUCAACAUCAGCCAAGACCUCCUUGUGCAGUGCCCAGAGUCGUUCGAUCUGAAGGAGGUGAUGGCAGCGAAGGCGUUCGAUCCGUCGGCGCUGCACACGGUGCUAUUCCAAGAGAUCGAGAGAUACAACUUGCUCCUGAGUAGCAUUCGAGAACAAUGCACCAUGCUUUGUAAGGGGAUCCAAGGGCUCGUCACCAUGUCUAUCGAUCUCCAAGUUCUCUUCGACUCGUUUCUCAAAGGCCGUGUUCCUACCAUUUGGAUCAAGGCAUAUCCAACGGUGAAGCCGUUGGGGUCUUGGGCCAGGGAUUUGGUGUUGAGAAUAGUGGAGCUCCGGUCAUGGGUGGACGGCACAUACCCGGUUUGUUAUUGGCUGGCGGGGUUCACAUACCCGACGGACUUCUUAACGGCGGUACUGCAAACCACAGCCCGUCGUAACCUGAUUCCGAUUGAUACCCUGGUUUGGGAGUUCUCGACCGUGUACAAGGACGAGAUGGAUAUCUCCGAGCCUCCAAAAGAGGGUAUUUACGUGAAGGGGCUCUUCUUGGAAGGAGCGGGAUGGGAUCCAGCGAACGACUGCCUCACAGAACCAAGGCCAAUGGAAUUGAUUGUGCCAAUGCCAAUAUUACUCUUCAAGCCUACUGUAGCAAAAAAGAAACAACCAAAGGGCUUAUACCAAUGUCCGCUGUAUCUCUAUCCCAUUAGAACGGGUACAAGGGAAAGACCAAGUUAUAUGCUCAUGAUAAACUUAAAAGCGGGUGCUCAAGAUUCAGAUUAUUGGGUGAAGCGAGGAACAGCCAUUCUUCUUGCAUUGGCUACAUGACCCCUUUAACGUCUACAUUUUACUAGAUUUGUGGUAGAAAUUUCGGUCUAUGGUACAAUAUUUUUGAGGUGCAAUUGCAUGUAGAAGGAAAUGUAGAAUGUUGGUAGAAUUCUAUAGACUCAUUAACUUGCCCAUGCUCAUGAAUGGUGUCAAUGAAGAUGCAAGUGUUUUUACUUUUUACAUUUGUUUCACUUUUUCACUGAAACACAAUAAAAAGCUUUCAAAAGAA